CUGGCAACACGCGACUGCAUCCGAACGACAAAACGAUCCGAGCCCGCCGGCGCGUUCGGGUUCGGCGUUCGUCGCUUGUCGCGUCGUCUGAUCGGUCCGUCAUUCAGUCCGGAGGUGUCCGCGGGCGGGGCGGCACGUGCGGUGCGCGCCUCGCAUCUGUAUUGUUUUGGCUCAUCUAACCAUUGUUUAAUUCCAUCCGACUAGAAUCGAUACGACAUUGAUGCAAAGUGCACGGCCUACGUUACUGCAUUAUCUAAUAUUUUAAUGGCGUAACAUAGAGACAAUAAUAUGUUAUCUGAUAGAGCGAAUAAAUGAAGUCGUGAUUUAUUGACAAGUGAAACUUUCGAUCGUUCAUUUGUUGGAUGUACCGUUUAUGUUUUGUCACUGGACCAAACAAACGUGCAAGUGAUCUUUGUUGUAAAGGGAAGCAUGCAAAUCAAUAAUCUAGUGGAUACCCAGCUGCGAGCAACCGAGAGCUCGUACUGUGAGGUUUAUUACACGGUUGCAUAUUGAUUGGAUCUCUGGCGGGAUCACUGAAAAGUCACCAUAGAAACCUAAGGUGUUUAACUGGGAUUCCGAAGUCUGACGAUUGUAAAUCUUCGUAGCAUCGUUUUUCUCUGUGUUGGUGUGAUGCUCGGGAUGCUAUUAGACGAGAGCGUCAGAUAGCCGCCGCGGCAACACAGCAUGGGUGCAAACAUGGGCAAGAACUCGAGCCUGCUCGACGCACUGCCCUCAGCGCAGGGCACGCUGCACGUCGUCAUGCUCGGCCUCGACUCCGCUGGCAAGACUACCGCGCUCUACCGCCUGAAGUUCGACCAGUACCUUAACACCGUCCCCACUAUCGGUUUCAAUUGUGAAAAAGUGAAAGGAACGAUAGGCAAAUCGAAAGGUGUUAAUUUUCUCGUGUGGGACGUCGGUGGACAAGAAAAACUCAGGCCGCUUUGGAAAUCAUACACGCGAUGUACGGACGGCAUUAUAUUUGUAUUGGACUCUGUCGACGUAGAGCGAAUGGAGGAGGCGAAAAUGGAACUCAUUCGAACGGCGAAAUCGCCAGAUAACGCCGGGGUUCCGAUACUCGUCCUUGCAAAUAAACAGGACUUGCCCGGGGCGAAGGAACCCAGGGAACUGGAGAAGCUGCUGGGUCUGCACGAACUAGUGUCGUCGCCGCACGGGUCGCGCGACGCUCACGCGUGGCACGUGCAGCCCGCAUGUGCCAUCACGGGGGAAGGCCUCCACGAGGGACUUGAAGCAUUGUAUGAAAUGAUACUCAAGAGAAGAAAGUUAGCGAAGUUACAGAAGAAACGAGUCAGAUAAACGACAAGCAUAGACAAUCAAUAAGUACGGUUGACAUGUUGUCAAAUAUCAGUGCGAGUUAUAAGAACUAUCGUAAAAUCCCGCUACCGAUGUUUAUAAAGAUGUCAGUAGUGAACAACGGAUGAAACACCAAAUAUUGUUUUUACUAUAGAUGUAAAACGUCUUAUGAAAAUAUUCCAUCAUAAUGUUGCUCAAGUUGUAUUGAACAUUUUGAAGGAAACUAAUAUUUUGAUAAAAAUUAAAAUUAACGGCUAGUCAUUUUCUUUUGAAAAUAGCUAGAUAGAUGAUGGAUAAAACAAUAAAGGUUUUUAGUUGAAUUUUACAAAACAUUUGGCUUUACAAAUGAAUUGAAUGAAUGAUGUAGUUUCCUGAACGGCAUGUAAUUAAGCAUUGGAGUCAUCAUUUAUUUCAGACCUGCUGCGUGGCUCACGAUUGUGGGACCAUUAGGUUAACAAGAUAUCAUGUUAUAAUGUUUAUGUAUUUACGUGUUUUGCUUAUUGUUUAUAGUAAUAGUUGUGUAGAACGUCUAGCGUUUUCAACCAACCUGUGUUCUAGUUGCUAUGUAUCUUUUUAACUGCAUUGAGAUAUUUUUGUGUCAAAUUUUGUUUCAUAUAAUAAUUGUUUCAAUAUGAUCAUAUAGUCAAGGUGCAACCAAUGACAACAAAUAUCCUUAACCAUGUCUGUUAUAUACAUAGUUUUGACUGCAAAUAUAAAGAUUUGGUUUCAAGAAGCACAAUAUUUAUUUGUACUAGUGAAAUUAUACGAUAUAGUUCACAUAUUAUGUAAUCGAUAUUAAUACCCCCUUAUAAAACAUACAUCCUAUACAAGCUAUUAUUUACAUAUCAUAAUUAAAUUUAUUUACUUGAAUACAUAAAAGAGGCAAAGGUAUUUGGCAUAAUUUUUGUCAUUUGUUGUAUAAUUUGACAUGUGUAUUAAAGCUUGGUUUCCACUCCUAGAACAUUCGAAUUAAAACAAAAUAUAUCGGUCAUUCAACCUAAAAAACGUAACAAUAUUAGUAUGAAUGUAUCAGCAGUGAAAAUCAACGUUUAUAACACCUAAAUACAGACAUUUAAAAAACGUCCAUGUGUUAAGCUUAUGCGUAUGAUCGUUUUAAUAAAAAUUGAAAAAGGAACCAUAUUUUAAAAUAAUUAUUGCGCAUGUCUUAAUUUUAAACAGGCUAUAAAAAUCACAUAAAAGCUUUAAUUUUAUUGGAAGAAAUUUGCAAGAAUUAUGCCUUUGUUUUCUUAUUUAUUGAGAACGUUUUAUUAUUUAUUUACUCAUAGAGAUAUAGUGAUAGAUGUUAAGGUAUAUGUAAUAAUAAAAAGCUUUUACCAGAGUUUAUGUUACUCACCUUGUAAAUAUGUAAAUUGCAUGUAGUUAUUUGUCAAUACCAAGAAACCAAACAUUUAUAUUAUGAACUAGGUUAUGUACAUUUUGUUAAUAAAAAAAAGAUAUUGUUUAAUUAAAAGCACACAAGAAGCAAGCAAAAAUAAAUUAUUAUAUUGUUUUUUAUAUCAUCAUGAAUGGUUUUGAAACUGAUUCCCCGUAAUAAAUUCUGUUUUCAAUA
Messenger RNA from Papilio xuthus (Asian swallowtail), 2881 nucleotides. RefSeq names its product ADP ribosylation factor-like 4 (gene Arl4). The record is from RefSeq and is a predicted model, not a curated record. Gene Ontology annotation, molecular function: GTPase activity; GTP binding. NCBI's taxonomy places the organism in Eukaryota, Metazoa, Arthropoda, Insecta, Lepidoptera, Papilionidae. The transcript is spliced from 4 exons. Bases 685 to 1314 code for a protein of 209 amino acids.